This is a messenger RNA of Macrobrachium nipponense, 2458 nucleotides long. RefSeq lists its product as uncharacterized. NCBI's taxonomy places the organism in Eukaryota, Metazoa, Arthropoda, Malacostraca, Decapoda, Palaemonidae. The record is from RefSeq and is a predicted model, not a curated record. Gene Ontology annotation, molecular function: DNA binding. Gene Ontology annotation, cellular component: nucleus. The coding region runs from base 929 to 2206 and encodes 425 amino acids. The transcript is spliced from 3 exons.
AGCAACCAUGCACCUUAUUACGUCAGUUUGUGUUUACGUGAAAAAUUACGUCUCUUCGAUGGGAGUUCAGUUCAAAAGUGACAGGUGGUUGAUGUGGGCGUCGGAGUAAGCGUCGGCUGCGGCCAUUUUGUUGGCAGAUCCGAAAAGUUUGGUAUCAUGGCAGAACGUACAGGGAUUAACUUGCCUCAAGGUUCUGAAGGCUUGCAGGUCGAUGAGGGUGACUCUAAUAUUGUAAGAGAAUCAGACGUGCGCGUUCCACAGAAGCUGUCAGGAGAAGAAUGGAGAGAAAGACUCACAAAGGCUUUGGCAGAUGUGGAAUCAGGGAUGUCAGUGCGUCAGGCUGCUAAAAUUCAUUCAGUAGCCCGUAGCACUGUAGCAAAGUAUGCGCACAGUGUGCCUGAUUCUAGCGUAAUAAAGAAUGCGCCAUGGCUGCCUGCUGAUGUAGAAAGGGAUAUAGCAGAGUGGUGCAUCGUGAUGGCUAGGGCUGGCUAUCCUCAGACCAAACAGAGUCUGCCAUUGGUAGUCCAGCAUAUUCUUAAUCAAAAGAAGAAGAAAGUUUUCAAAAAUAAAAAUCUACCGAAUUAUGGAUGGACGAACAGAUUCCUGAACCGACACCCUGAGUUGUCCAACCGGAUACCAGAAAAUCUUGGUCACUUGAGGGCUUCCAUAACUCCAGAUAUAAUCGCCAAGUUUUUUAGAAACUUGGAAGACUUCUUAGAGGCUGAGGGCCUAGAUGUAAAUGAUUUUUUAAGCCUAGAUAAUUCAUCGCGAGUUUUCAACUGCGAUGAAACUGGUGUUGUCAUCAGUGCACAUGACAGGGCUUCCAAAGUUUUGGUUAAAAAGGGUAUUCGGUCUGCUUAUAAAGUGACAGGAGAGGGCAAGCUCAUGAUGACUUGUUCUGUGCUGUGCAUCAGCCGAUGGAAGUCUCAUGAGGCCCUUUAUAGUUAAUAAAGGGAAAACUCCAACAAUUUAUGCGAAGCACCAAGAUUUAGAAGCAGAUUCUUACAGUGUAAGAUGCUCUGAUAUGGGUUGGAUGAUGGCAGAACUUUUUCAUGACUGGUUAGGUAACAUUUUUGAACAGGAACUUAUAAAAAAGAACACUACAAGACCUGUUAUCUUAUUUCUGGAUGGUCAUACAAGCCACAUGAAUUUGGAAACACUAAGAUUUGCCCAUGAGAAGGGAAUCCUUAUGAACUACCUUCCUCCCCACUCCUCCCAUAUAAUGCAACCACUUGAUGUCGCUGUAUUCAAGCCGCUCAAGACAAGUUAUAGAAAGGCCUACAAUGAAAUUUGGGGGGAAUUGUCAGGCAGGGACAUGGCUAAAAAGCACUUCCCACAUGUAUUAAUGAAGGCCAUCAAAGAAUGUAAUAUUGCUGAAAAUAUAAAAAGUGGAUUCCGGACAACAGGUUUGGUCCCUUUUAACCCCAAUGCUGUCAGUCCCUCCAGGUAUGUUACAGCAGGAGAACAACCUGCUUCUCCAGUCCAACUCCAGGAGACCUCUACUAUUACUACAUCAGCAGCAGGAGCUGCAUCUCCCGAGGAAAUUUAUAAUUCUGGUUUUAUGGAGGGACAAAGAUUAACCCUAAACCGUAUAGAGGCUUGUGUCCCACAGGACCAAAUUGCCUUUUUCCAAACUAGGAAGACUCCUAUGGGUUGGAUUAAUGCCCCAGACUUAAGUUAUAUGAUGUUUAGGGAACUUCAGAUCACUGUGCCAUGUACCGUGAAUCCAUAUGCUGGACAAACCCAGCCUGUGGCAGUUGCCAAGGAGAUGGAGCCUUUCCCACAAGCAAUCCCCUCUACAAGUGGGCUUCAGUACCAACCUAGAAGUAGUAGUAGUGACAUCUCUUCACCUGGCCCAUCUGGGAUUGCUACUUCAACACCUCCAGGAGUUGCUGAACGUAUGUCUGACACAGUACGGAGAGAAAUUUUAGCCACUCCACCGGAAUUUUUCCAGGAAUCUCCGUGGAAGGCAUACUUUAAGUUUCCACAACUUACCACCAAAGAAAAACAAAAAGCUCCAGCAAUACCAAAGGCAGCCAAUAGUGAAGACUACAUCAGAUAUUUAGAGAUUAAAGAAAGGAAAAAAAGGCUUACCGAAGAGAAAAAGGAGCAGCGUAAGAAGGAAAGGGAGGCAAAAAUGCUUGAAAAAAAAGAGGAAGCAAAGGAAAAGGUAAAGGCAAGAGCACUGCCAAAAAGCCAAGGCUAGAUGAAGAUAAUAGUGAGAGUGAUUUGAGUGGUUUGGAGGAAUUGAAGGAAGUGAUGAUAGUGAGAGUGAAGUGAAUAAAUGUGGAACCUGCAAAGGGAAGGAUGGGGCAAAUUCUCUUUGGGUGGGAUGCCAGACUUGUGAAAGGUGGUUCCACAAAAGAUGCGUUGGCAUCUCACUCAAGUUGACAAAACAGGAAAUAGAAAAACUAGAUUUUAUUUGCAGUCAUUGUAUGGAUUCGUAGAUUGUUUAAAA